Rhinopithecus roxellana (golden snub-nosed monkey) is the source of this 5450-nucleotide messenger RNA. RefSeq names its product ATP binding cassette subfamily B member 11 (gene ABCB11). The record is from RefSeq and is a predicted model, not a curated record. Gene Ontology annotation, cellular component: membrane. Gene Ontology annotation, molecular function: ATP hydrolysis activity; ATP binding; ABC-type transporter activity. Lineage: Eukaryota; Metazoa; Chordata; Mammalia; Primates; Cercopithecidae. Bases 1 to 3966 code for a protein of 1321 amino acids. Gene Ontology annotation, biological process: transmembrane transport. The transcript has 27 exons.
AUGUCUGACCCAGUAAUUCUUCGAAGUGUAAAGAAAUUUGGAGAGGAGAAUGAUGGUUUUGAGUCAGAUAAAUCAUAUAAUAAUGAUAAGAAAUCAAGGUUACAAGAUGAGAAGAAAGGUGAUGGCGUUCGAGUUGGCUUCUUUCAAUUGUUUCGGUUUUCUUCAUCAACUGAUAUUUGGCUGAUGUUUGUGGGAAGUUUGUGUGCAUUUCUCCAUGGAAUAGCCCAGCCAGGCGUGCUGCUCAUUUUUGGCACAAUGACAGAUGUUUUUAUUGACUAUGACAUUGAGUUACAAGAACUCCAGAUUACAGGAAAAGCAUGUGUGAAUAACACCAUUGUAUGGACUAACAGCUCCCUCAAUCAGACCAUGACAAAUGGAACACGUUGUGGGUUGCUGAACAUUGAGAGCGAAAUGAUCAAAUUUGCCAGUUACUAUGCUGGAAUUGCUGUCGCAGUACUUAUCACAGGAUAUAUUCAAAUAUGCUUUUGGGUCAUUGCUGCAGCUCGUCAGAUACAGAAAAUGAGAAAAUUUUACUUUAGGAGAAUAAUGAGAAUGGAAAUAGGAUGGUUUGACUGCAAUUCAGUAGGGGAGCUGAAUACAAGAUUCUCUGAUGAUAUUAAUAAAAUCAAUGAUGCCAUAGCUGACCAAAUGGCCCUUUUCAUUCAGCGCAUGACCUCGACCAUCUGUGGGUUCCUGUUGGGAUUUUUCAGGGGUUGGAAAUUGACCUUGGUUAUUAUUUCUGUCAGCCCUCUCAUUGGGAUUGGAGCAGCCACCAUUGGUCUGAGUGUGUCCAAGUUUACGGACUAUGAACUGAAGGCCUAUGCCAAAGCAGGGGUGGUGGCUGAUGAAGUCAUUUCAUCAAUGAGAACGGUGGCUGCUUUUGGUGGUGAGAAAAGAGAGGUUGAAAGGUAUGAGAAAAAUCUUGUGUUUGCCCAGCGUUGGGGAAUUAGAAAAGGGAUAGUGAUGGGAUUCUUUACGGGAUUCGUGUGGUGUCUCAUCUUUUUGUGUUAUGCACUGGCCUUCUGGUACGGCUCCACACUUGUCCUGGAUGAAGGAGAAUAUACACCAGGAACCCUCGUCCAGAUUUUCCUCAGUGUCAUAGUAGGAGCUUUAAAUCUUGGCAAUGCCUCUCCUUGUUUGGAAGCCUUUGCAACUGGACGUGCAGCAGCCACCAGCAUUUUUGAGACAAUAGACAGGAAACCCAUCAUUGACUGCAUGUCAGAAGAUGGUUACAAGUUGGAUCGAAUCAAGGGUGAAAUUGAAUUCCAUAAUGUGACCUUCCACUAUCCUUCCAGACCAGAGGUGAAGAUUCUAAAUAACCUCAACAUGGUCAUUAAACCAGGGGAAAUGACAGCUCUGGUAGGACCCAGUGGAGCUGGAAAAAGUACAGCACUGCAGCUCAUUCAGCGAUUCUAUGAUCCCUGUGAAGGAAUGGUGACCGUGGAUGGCCAUGACAUUCGCUCUCUUAACAUUCAGUGGCUUAGAGAUCAGAUUGGGAUCGUGGAGCAAGAGCCAGUUCUGUUUUCUACCACCAUUGCAGAAAAUAUUCGCUACGGCAGAGAAGAUGCAACAAUGGAAGACAUAGUCCAAGCUGCCAAGGAGGCCAAUGCGUACAACUUCAUCAUGGACCUGCCACAGCAAUUUGACACCCUUGUUGGAGAAGGAGGAGGCCAGAUGAGUGGCGGCCAGAAACAAAGGGUAGCCAUCGCCAGAGCCCUCAUCCGAAAUCCCAAGAUUCUGCUAUUGGACAUGGCCACCUCAGCUCUGGACAAUGAGAGUGAGGCCAUGGUGCAAGAAGCACUGAGUAAGAUUCAGCAUGGGCACACAAUUAUUUCAGUUGCUCAUCGCUUGUCUACGGUCAAAGCUGCAGAUACUAUCAUUGGUUUUGAACAUGGCGCUGCAGUGGAAAGAGGCACCCAUGAAGAAUUAUUGGAAAGGAAAGGUGUUUACUUCACUCUAGUGACUUUGCAAAGUCAGGGAAAUCAAGCCCUUAAUGAAGAGGACAUAAAGGAUGCAACUGAAGAUGACAUGCUUGUGAGGACCUUUAGCAGAGGAAGCUACCAGAAUAGUUUGAGAGCUUCCAUCCGGCAACGCUCCAAGUCUCAGCUUUCUUACCUGGUGCACGAACCUCCAUUAGCUGUUGUAGAUCAUAAGUCUACUUAUGAAGAAGACAGAAAGGACGAGGACAUUCCUGUGCAGGAAGAAGUUGAACCUGCCCCAGUUAGGAGGAUUCUGAAAUUCAAUGCUCCAGAAUGGCCCUACAUGCUGGCAGGGUCUGUGGGUGCAGCUGUGAACGGGACAGUCACACCCUUGUAUGCCUUUUUAUUCAGCGAGAUUCUUGGGACUUUUGCACUUCCUGAUAAAGAUGAACAAAGGUCACAGAUCAAUGGUGUGUGCCUACUUUUUGUAGCAAUGGGCUGCGUAUCUCUUUUCACCCAAUUUCUACAGGGAUAUGCCUUCGCUAAAUCCGGGGAGCUCCUAACAAAAAGGCUACGUAAAUUUGGUUUCAGGGCAAUGUUGGGGCAAGACAUUGGCUGGUUUGAUGACCUCAGAAAUAGCCCUGGAGCAUUGACAACAAGACUUGCUACAGAUGCUUCCCAAGUUCAAGGGGCUGCCGGCUCUCAGAUCGGGAUGAUGGUCAAUUCCUUCACUAACGUCACUGUGGCCAUGAUCAUUGCCUUCUCCUUUAGCUGGAAGCUAAGCCUGGUCAUCUUGUGCUUCUUCCCCUUCUUGGCUUUAUCAGGAGCCACACAGACCAGGAUGUUGACAGGAUUUGCCUCUCGAGAUAAGCAGGCCCUGGAGAUGGUGGGACAGAUUACAAAUGAAGCCCUCAGUAACAUCCGCACUGUUGCUGGAAUUGGAAAGGAGAGGCGGUUCAUUGAAACACUUGAGACUGAGCUGGAGAAGCCCCUCAAGACAGCCAUUCAGAAAGCCAAUGUUUAUGGAUUCUGCUUUGCCUUUUCCCAGUGCAUCAUGUUUGUUGCGAAUUCUGCUUCCUACAGAUAUGGAGGUUACUUAAUCCCCAAUGAGGGGCUCCAUUUCAGCUAUGUGUUCAGGGUGAUCUCUGCAGUUGUACUGAGUGCGACAGCUCUUGGAAGAACCUUCUCUUACACCCCAAGUUAUGCAAAAGCUAAAAUAUCAGCUGCACGCUUUUUUGAACUGCUGGACCGACAACCCCCAAUCAGUGUAUACAAUAGUGCAGGAGAAAAAUGGGACAACUUCCAGGGGAAGAUUGAUUUUGUUGAUUGUAAAUUUACAUAUCCUUCUCGACCUGACAUGCAAGUCCUGAAUGGUCUCUCGGUGUCGAUUAGUCCAGGGCAGACACUGGCAUUUGUUGGGAGCAGUGGAUGUGGCAAAAGCACCAGCAUUCAGCUGUUGGAACGUUUCUAUGAUCCUGAUCAAGGAAAGGUGAUGAUAGAUGGGCAUGACAGCAAAAAAGUAAACAUCCAGUUCCUCCGCUCAAACAUUGGAAUUGUUUCCCAGGAACCAGUGUUGUUUGCCUGUAGCAUAAUGGACAAUAUCAAGUAUGGAGACAACACCAAAGAAAUUCCCGUGGAAAGAGUCAUAGCAGCUGCAAAACAGGCUCAGCUGCAUGAUUUUGUCAUGUCACUCCCAGAGAAAUAUGAAACUAAUGUUGGGUCCCAGGGGUCUCAACUCUCUCGAGGGGAGAAACAACGCAUUGCUAUUGCUCGGGCCAUUGUACGAGAUCCUAAAAUCUUGCUACUAGAUGAAGCCACUUCUGCCUUAGACACAGAAAGUGAAAAGACAGUGCAGGUUGCUCUAGACAAAGCCAGAGAGGGUCGGACCUGCAUUGUCAUUGCCCAUCGCUUGUCUACCAUCCAGAACGCGGAUAUCAUUGCUGUCAUGGCACAGGGGGUGGUGAUUGAAAAGGGAACCCACGAAGAACUGAUGGCCCAAAAAGGAGCCUACUACAAACUAGUCACCACAGGAUCCCCCAUCAGUUGACCCAAUGCAAGAACCUCAGACACAUGUGAUGCACCAGUUACAGGGGUUUUUCUUUAAAGAAGAAUGUUAAUAUUUUACUUUUACAGUCAUUGUCAUACAUCAGAAUCCAACCUAAUUUCUAAUGACCUUCCAUAAUAAUUCUGCUUUAGAUGUAUAUACAGAAAAUGAAAGAAACUAGGGUCCAUGUGAGGGAAAACCCAAUGUCAAGUGGUGACUCAGCCACCACUCAGUGCUUCUCUGUGCAGGAGCCAGUCCUGAUUAAUAUGUGGGACUUAGUGAGAUAUCAGGAAGUAAGUGAGACUUUGAACUCCUCAAGGGCAGAGAACUGUCUUGCAUUUUUGAAACCUCAGUGCACACAGAGGCGGGUCUAUAGCAGGCAUUCAACAAACAUUUCUUGAGCUUGACCAAGGUCAAAUUUGAAAAGAACAGAAGGACUGAAGACCACCUGUGUUUCUUGACUAAAGUUGUCUUUUACGUCAAACCAGCUUCCUUUGUCUCUAAGGCUGAGGAUAGGGAAGGGGUGGAUGCUCUCAGGCUGAGGGAGGCGAAAGGGAAAGCAUUGGCACGGGCCUUCCAGUUAGGGCUGUUGAAUUAUGCUUCAGCUUCAGAGUGGGUGUAGGGGCGGCGAAGCUACCAUUACUGUGAGAACCUGCCAGUGUGGCUGGAGCAGGGGACUCUCCCCCAGGCCUUGUACUCCUCAGCACCUCCCUGCAUACUGAUUGUUUUUAGUUUCUACAAAAUUCUAUUCAUGAAAUGAAAAUAGUGCACUUUACUUUGCUGUAGUUUCAUAAGGUGUUAUACAAAAAAGGAAGUAAAUAUGGCAGAAAAGCAGUCGUUUGCCCCUGCUCCCUCAAAACACCACAUAAUGACAUAGAACUAAAGGUGGCAGGAAUCUAGAAGAAUGAAGAAAACACAGUGAUGCCACUUGCAAAAUCUUGGGAGCCAGAAAGCAAAUGGACAACUGAUAAUAGAGUUGCAAGAUGAGAGAAAACAAAAAUGUAACCUGUUAGUCGGGGAGCCUAGAAACGUCCUGUUUUGUACCACAGACCCUUAGAAAGGUUCAAGAUGUAAAAACACUGGGUCCUUCUGGAAGGAGGAGGCAAGGGCACAGAGGGACUGAAGACAGAGGAAUGGGCCAAAAGCCAGUAUGGAAACAGAAUUGCAAAGCCCUGCCUGCAGCAGGAUGGCUGCCUUUCCCCAGUUCCAGCGAGAAACUGAAUACUACCCCUCUGAGGAGGCUCACAGGGAGGUACACCCUUAGAGACACAAGGUGCAGUUGAAGGGGCAGCUAACAUACAAGAGACAGGGGGAGUGAGUGUAAAGCUGUGUAUGAACAAAAGAACUUCCAGCCCCUCUCCUCUGGCAGGAGAUUGAAGAAUGAUUUUCUGGGGAAAGUGGCCAAUCUAAGAAAAGAGGUUGGGCCAGGCGCGGUGGCUCACGCCUGUAAUCCCACCGCUUUGGGAGGCUGAGGUGGGCAGAUCACG